AUGUCUGCCCGUCGACCCCACCAGAGCUACGCCGAUGCUGCGGCCAAGUUACCACAGGAGCCAACCGACUCCGACGUGACGCCAGUCGUCCCAGCCGAUGUCAUCUACAAGCUCCUGGGUUUCACAGUAGCUAUGCUGUUUGCCCCAAUUGGCAUGUACUUUCUGACAGUGAACUUGGUUUUUGGAGGAAAUGCGACUUGGGCCGGAAUCACAGCAGCCAUUACGGCUAACGUGGUCUUAUUCGCCUAUAUCUACGUUGCUUGGAAAGAAGACCAAUCAGACCGGAUAGAGGCUGAGAAGUCCAAGUCCAAGAAAGCGCAAUAA
This is a messenger RNA of Penicillium angulare, 324 nucleotides long. RefSeq names its product vacuolar ATPase assembly integral membrane protein VMA21. The transcript is spliced from 3 exons. The record is from RefSeq and is a predicted model, not a curated record. Gene Ontology annotation, cellular component: endoplasmic reticulum membrane. Gene Ontology annotation, biological process: vacuolar proton-transporting V-type ATPase complex assembly. NCBI's taxonomy places the organism in Eukaryota, Fungi, Ascomycota, Eurotiomycetes, Eurotiales, Aspergillaceae. Bases 1 to 324 code for a protein of 107 amino acids.